AGAACAAAGAAGAACAUGGGUUAUUUCAUGUUCCAAGCAACGAGCAAACUAUAGCUCUUUCAAUAUUUGAUCCAUCUCACUCUCUUGGAGAGGACUUUGUGGUGAGGUCCCCACAAUGGCUGCCCCUUCAAAAUGAUUUCUUAUUAUCCUCAACUGUCACCAAACCCAUUUUCCUUCCACUUAUAUAAGCCCUCUUGAAGAAGAAGAAGCACCAAGGUCUGUAGACAAGUUUGUCUUCUUUGAAAUCCUUGAACCCAUAAUGGGCACUUCUGAUCUCCAUCUUCUCCUUGCUUCCCCUGAUUUAAAGGGUAUAGUUCUAGAGAGUAUAUCUUCAGGUGGUCCUCUCUCGUGCAAAGUCUCAAAAGCUCAGGCCAUUAGAAGAAGAAGCAGCAGCAGCAGAAGGAGCAAUGGAGGAGGGCAUAGGUUGAGGGCAAGGUUGCCAAGGAUCUCAAUGAAAAGGAGGAGGAUUCUUCCAGAAGGUUCUACAAGGGCCAUGAAUGAGAUGGAGAAGAAGGUUAGAACCCUGAAGAAACUCAUCCCAAAUGGAAAAAGCUCCAUGGGCUUGGAUGGGCUCUUCAGGGAAACAGCUGAAUACAUAGAAUCUCUGCAAAUGCGAGUGAAGGUUAUGCAAGUUAUGGUGAAGGCAUUGUCUGGUUCAGAUGAGUAAUGGAUCUAAUUCAUUUGUUGUAAUCAUUGAUAUACCUACUCCAAUUCUCAUUCACUUUUCACUGAUA
Macadamia integrifolia is the source of this 734-nucleotide messenger RNA. Its product is annotated as transcription factor UPBEAT1-like. Gene Ontology annotation, biological process: regulation of DNA-templated transcription. The record is from RefSeq and is a predicted model, not a curated record. The transcript has a single exon. The coding region runs from base 260 to 667 and encodes 135 amino acids. NCBI's taxonomy places the organism in Eukaryota, Viridiplantae, Streptophyta, Magnoliopsida, Proteales, Proteaceae.